AGUUACUGAAUGACUGGCGUGGUGUUUGUAUGCGUUUAUAUAUCCGUUGCUGAGUCGCGUUUAUAUAUUGCUUUUUCUUUCGGAACUGUCAAAAGGAGAGUUUUCUUUUGUAAAUUUGUUAUUAUUAAUCGAAUAAUGUGAUUCGUUUCUUAUGUAAAUGUUAAAACAGUACAGUGACCGCUAAACUUAAACGUAAAUUUAAUUAUAAGUGGAAUUGUCACAUUGACACAUGACUUGUGAAUGAAUAAAACUGUUCCAAAAGGUUCUUAUCAGGCGAAACAUUAUUAACAUUACCCUAAUCAGUGAUAGUGCGAUUGCUCAACAGCAAAAAUGAUGGACUCUCAGCUGGUGUGGGCGAGAGAUUCAUCGGAGGGCUACAUACAAGGAAAUAUCAGUGAAAUUGGUCCAGCUGAAUUUGAGGUUGCGCCAGUAGAUAAAAAAUUUCCGAAACGUAUAUGCCUCGUUGAGGAUAUAUUUCCGUCAUGUGAAGGUGUUCAGGAUCAUGAUGAUAAUUGUGAGCUUAUGUUCCUCAACGAAGCAACGUUUCUAGAUAAUUUAAGAACCCGAUACUUUAAGGAUAAAAUCUAUACAUACGUAGCUAAUAUCCUGAUUGCAGUAAAUCCGUACAAAGAAAUACGGGAUCUAUAUUCAGAUGGAACCAUUGUCAGAUACAAAGGAAAAUCUUUGGGCGAAUUACCACCGCAUGUUUUUGCAAUUGCCGACAAGGCGAUCAGAGACAUGAAAGUCCUGAAACUGUCUCAAUCAAUCAUUGUGUCGGGCGAAAGUGGAGCAGGAAAAACAGAGUCUACCAAAUAUCUGUUGAAGUAUUUAUGUCAUUCAAUGGCAGCAGCUGGACCAAUUGAACAAAAAAUCCUGGACGCAAAUCCCAUUUUGGAAGCGUUUGGCAAUGCCAAAACGACGCGGAACAACAACAGUUCGCGAUUUGGUAAAUUUAUUGAGGUCCAUUAUGAUGCAAAGUGUCAAGUGGUCGGUGGACAUAUAUCUCACUAUUUAGUUGAGAAAAGUCGGAUAUGUACACAAAGUCCUGAGGAGAGAAACUAUCAUGUCUUCUACAUGCUUUGUGCUGGAGCAACUCAACAGCUGAGAGAUAAAUUGUCACUGGGAAAACCAGACGACUACAGAUAUCUGUCUGGCUGCACCCAAUUCUUUGCUAGUAAAAAUACCGACAAGAAGAUUCCCGUUGCUCAAAAAUCCAAAAGUCAUCAAACGAAAGGGCCACUAUCCGAUCCGAUACUGGACGAUUACGACGAUUUCCAAAUGUUAGAUCAGGCACUCACCCGACUCGGACUGACAGAGCAAACUAAGUUUGAAAUUUAUGCAUUGGUGGCUGCAGUUUUACAUUUGGGAAACGUUUGUUUCGAAGACAAUCCCGAAGAUACGCGCGGUGGUUGUCAGGUUUCUAAAGCAUCCGAACCAUCGAUGGCAAUUGCAGCAAAAUUAAUUGGUGUGGACUCGUUUGAAUUGCGACAAGCCUUAGUAUCUAGAGUGAUGCAAAGUAAGGGAGGUGGUGUUAAAGGCACCGUCAUCAUGGUUCCACUUAAGAUCUACGAAGCCAAUAGUGCUCGAGAUGCUCUGGCAAAGGCAUUGUAUAGUCGAUUAUUCGAUCAUAUUGUAUCGAACAUCAAUCAGAGCAUUCCAUUCAAAGCUUCCAGUUACUAUAUUGGAGUAUUGGACAUUGCUGGUUUCGAAUAUUUUACGGUCAAUUCGUUCGAACAAUUCUGCAUCAAUUACUGCAAUGAGAAAUUGCAAAAAUUCUUCAACGACAACAUUUUGAAACAUGAACAAGAGCUGUACCGUCGUGAAGGACUGAAUGUACCGGAAAUCAAGUUCACCGACAACCAGGACAUUAUAGAACUGAUCGAGUCCAAAUCGACGGGAAUAUUCACACUUCUUGACGAGGAAUCUAAACUACCGAAACCAUCGUUCGCUCAUUUUACGUCUGAAGUUCAUAGCUCCUGGAACAAUCAUCCACGGCUGUCGUUCCCUCGCCUAUCUCGUUUGAAGGCGCAUCGAACGCUACGAGACGAGGAAGGCUUUUUGGUACGACAUUUUGCUGGUGCCGUUUGUUAUAACACCAAUCAAUUUAUUGAAAAGAACAACGAUGCACUGCAUGCAUCCUUAGAGUUCUUGGUUCAAGAGUCAGCUAAUCCGCUUCUGAAAGUUUUGUUUGCUAAUGGAAAUUCAGCAUCUCGCGGUAAAUUGAAUUUUAUAUCGGUCGGUUCGAAAUUCAAAACGCAACUGGGUGAACUGAUGGAAAAAUUGGAGAAAAAUGGUACAAAUUUCGUUCGUUGCAUAAAGCCAAAUAGUAAAAUGGUCGAUCACGAAUUCGACGGAUGCUUGGCACUGGCCCAAUUAAAUUGUUCGGGAACGACAUCUGUGCUGGAAUUGAUGGAAUACGGUUAUCCAUCGAGAGUACCAUUUUCGGAGCUGUACAACAUGUAUAAGUCGUACUUGCCACCGGAGCUAGUGCGCUUGGAACCAAAGACAUUCUGCGAGGCAAUGCUACACUCGCUCAAACUGAACAACAAAGAUUUCAAAUUCGGCAUCACAAAAGUGUUUUUCCGUCCGGGAAAAUUCAUUGAAUUCGAUCGCAUUAUGAAAUCGGAUCCGGAGAAUUUAAGAGCCAUUGUUGCGAAUGUUAAGAAGUGGUUGGUGCGAUCCAGAUGGAUUAAGUCGGCCUUCUGUGCUAUUUGUGUUAUUAAAAUUAAGAAUCGUAUCAAAUAUCGCAACAAAUGCAUUCUCUUGGCACAAAAGAUAAUCCGUGGAUAUCUAGCACGUAAACAGCAUCAGCCUCGCUACAAGGGAAUCAUGAAAAUCAAGGCGAUCAAAGUGAACCUGUCGAAAACGGAAGAGAUAGCCAAUCAAUUGCGAAACAAUAAAGAUUCUAUUCUCAAACAAGUCAAAGACGUUGAACAAUUGAUUGAUCGAUCGGUGGCAAAAAUUAAGACGGAUCGAAAAAUCAAAGCAAAAGAAAUCGACGAGAUGUACGCCGAUAUAAUGGUCAAAAUUGAUAAUCAGAACAAUCUGCUUCGAUCACAGCUACAGGAUCAACGUCAAGCCGAAGAACAGGAAAGACUUCGGAAGAUACAGGAAGCGAUUGAAAUUCAACGGAAAAUCAAAGAGGAAGAGGAACGCGUUAUACGCCAAGAGGAAGAGAACCGAAAGAAGAGGGCAGAGAUUGAGGCAAGACGUAAGGCCGAAGAACAGGAACGAAAACGUCAAGAAGAGGAGGAUCGAAAGGCAGCUUUAGCUUUACAGGCUCAACUAGAAAAAGAGGCUCAAGAAGACACAAAAUACCGUCAGCAAUUGCAACAGGAACGACGUGAUCAUGAAUUGGCGUUACGCCUGGCCCAAGAAUCAAAUGGACAAGUAGAAGAAAGUCCCCCACUUAUGCGAAACGGAAUAAACGAUGUUACAUCCAUGAGUAACACACACAACAGACUGAUAAGAUCGGAAAAUGUUCGAGCUCAACAACAAUUAAUUGGUAAACAGAAGCAUGACCUUUCGAAAUGGAAAUAUUCGGAACUUCGAGAUGCAAUCAACACGUCAUGUGAUAUUGAAUUGUUGGAGGCAUGCCGACACGAAUUCCAUAGACGAUUGAAGGUAUAUCAUGCAUGGAAAGCAAAAAAUCGCAAACGAACCACGAUGGAAGAGAACGAACGAGCACCGAAAAGUGUGAUGGAAGCGGCAGCUAAAGCUCCGCCACGAAUUCAACCGAAACAAGAAAUCAGUUCCUCGAUACAUCGCUAUUUCCGCAUUCCAUUUAUGCGGGCGAACAAUAACAACACCGAUCCGAAUAAACGAGGAUUGUGGUACGCUCAUUUUGACGGUCAAUACGUAGCCAGACAAAUGGAAUUGCAUGCCGAUAAACCACCGAUAUUGUUAGUUGCAGGCGUUGACGAUAUGCAAAUGUGCGAAUUGAGCCUCGAAGAAACGGGCCUGACGCGUAAACGUGGAGCCGAAAUUUUGGAGCAUGAAUUCAAUCGAGAGUGGGAGCGCAACGGUGGCAAAGCGUACAGAAAUUUGGGAACUUAUCCGUAGACUUAAAAAUAUCAUUAUUCCACAACGAGAUGUCGUGCCUUUUCCCGAAAGAAAAAAAAUAGUAAUUCCAGUUAUAAAUUUUUAAAUUAGAAUGUUCCGACAUUGUUUUCCAUUUUGCCUUUAUCUAUAUUUACUACAAAAUUUAUUAUGGCGAGGGCAGUGAAACGGUAUAAUUCCUACGCAAAGUGAAUUGUGUGUUUGUGUGUAUUGUGUAGGUAUUACGUAGCUAGAGGUUUACAUUUUAAUAUUUUGGACUGAAAUCAUGGACGUAAUGUCUUAGCGACAAUGAAGCUUGUCUGGGGAAGCAUAAAAAAUAUCAGUGAUGCAAGAGACGCCUCAUCAAUGAGAAAUACAAAUGAUUGAACACAAAAAGCCCUGACGAGACAUUUUUGAUGUUCAAUGCCAUCAUCAGUCUUCCACAAGGUCUGCAUAAAUUUCAAAUCCUUAUGCCGUAGGCUGUACUAUAAUCAAAACAGUCUCUCGGUCUAAUUGUAAUUUUGAUCAAUUCUAGAUGCUUUUUUAGAAGAAUAGUUUGCCGAAUCGCCGCAUUAAAAGUCGUAGAACCAUCUGCACUGUUUGCUCUUCCAAAAGCGAGAGCAGUCAUGACUGCACUUGAGGCUCAAUGUUAUGCUAGUGGAUAGUAUUCAAAUGAUAUAUUUGUAAAACCGUGGUUUUGUAAUUACGAUGACAGUGAGAUUCAACAUAACAUUGAUGUACGAAAAUAGGGUGAACGACCAGCUGAAGCCGGUAAGAUGUAAUCUUAAUGUUGAGUCUCACUGUAACUUUCCCAAUUGACAAUGUCUGAUUGGUAUUUAUUUGUCGCUAAGGGAUUACGCCCAUCGAUAUGUCCAUUACACUAUUUCCAGUUAGCCUUAUUCAAAUCAAAAUUCUAUGCUUCCCCAUCAUAUUUUUGACCUGUUCGGGACACCGACUUGGAGAAUAACUUUACAGAGAAUAAUUUUAGUGACGAAGACAAUUAAAAGUAUUUAAAUGAAGCUCUCCUUUUUCCAUUUAACACAAUCGAUAAUUUUACGUUUUAGUGUCUGGGCAACAUAUAAUUGCUGACCGGCAAGAUUCCAACUUUUUGUUACGAUAUAGAGUAAAAAGUAUUAAAAACUGAAAAGUAUUUAAAGUCAUAGAAACGAAACUUAAGAAUUGUCUGAUUCUAUCAUCGCAUUGAUCGAACGCACAGACUUUUCCGGCUAUAUUUAUUUGUAGUUUCCGAAUUUUUUCUCUUUUUUGAAAAUUAUGAAUGGUCUGAAUUAUGUCAAAACAACCAACAUUUAUGCCGCAUUUAUGGACUUCGGCAUCCCUUAUACAGUCUCUUUGUAUGGGACAAAUGAUGAGAAUGGAACAAGUAGGAUCGAUUGACCGAUCUAUUCUGUGGAGAUGAUCUUUCAUUAUUAGGAGCGAAAAAAUAGACAGUCGAAUGAGCAGCUUUUUAUUGGCUCUUCACUAUCGCGUUCGAUUUUGGACAGACAAUUUUUAAGUAUCCUUGUUUUUUAAACGUUUAACGAUUUAUAAUAUUUAACUGUAAUUGAAAUU
This is a messenger RNA of Bradysia coprophila, 5607 nucleotides long. RefSeq names its product Myosin heavy chain 95F jaguar (gene jar). NCBI's taxonomy places the organism in Eukaryota, Metazoa, Arthropoda, Insecta, Diptera, Sciaridae. The record is from RefSeq and is a predicted model, not a curated record. Gene Ontology annotation, biological process: actin filament organization; actin filament-based movement. Gene Ontology annotation, molecular function: actin filament binding; microfilament motor activity; ATP binding. Gene Ontology annotation, cellular component: myosin complex; actin cytoskeleton; endocytic vesicle.